CGCUUUUAGCGGGUUUCUCUCUGAUUGGCACUGGCCCUUGUGCCUGUCUGCCAUGUUUUAGUGAAUUGUGGGGUGUGUUUUAAUGUUUUAAGUGUAUUAACAUCAACCCCGUAGUAAAAGAUUUACAAUGGGGGAAUCCACCAAAAAAAACCUGCAAUUUCAAUAAACACAUAUAAAAAUUAACAAGUCUUCUUUUUGAUGUUUGGCUUUGUUUUUUAUUUUGGGCAACAGUAUUUUUUGUUUAGUCAAUAACGCAAUGGGUUUUGAUGAAGAUUGCACAUUGUAAACAUGACUGGUGUUAGCAAGUGUCGACUUGUAGUUUCAUCUAUACAGAAUCUGCAAUCCUAUUUCGAGGAGAAACAAUCUUCAUCCAAACCAUUUGUCCGCUGUAUGGCAAACCAUCUUUUAUAUUUUUGAUAAAUAUAGUAUGAAGUACCCACAACAGGUGUCCAUGCCCUCGGCAGUAUCCAAUUGGCUUGAGGAACAGUUAGAAGCACGUGGUAUAGACGGCGUGGUUUACACACGCUACAUACUCAGUUUGCUCCACACGCAUAACCUAGAUGUUAUUUGUCCCGAGGACGAUAUUUCGUUUUCAUCGCUAAAAAAGAACUGCGAGAUAGAAUCGCUGGUGGACGAGCUGUGCGAAAAGCUGAAGGAGGUGAGCAGCGAGCACCAGUGCUCCGACAAGGAGGAACAAGCCUUGCCUUCAACUGCGAAGCCUAAAAAGCGAGUCACGCCGCGCGAGCAGGCCGAAAAAUACUACGCGGCUUUCCCCGCGCUAGGCAGGCAGUCUGCGUCGCCGAAAAAAAUUGUUUCUGUAGCGCCCAAGUGGAUCCAGUCGCCGAAGAAAAAGUCGGGCCGAAAGGCGGUCGCCAGACAGAACACCGUGGGCACGAAGCUGUACCAGCAGAACAAGCUGGACCCGGCCGCGAGCGUUAUGAAGUCGAAGCAGCGUCACAACUACUACGGUCGCGGCAAAAAGGAUCUGAUUUACCGCGGCGACGCCACUGUCGCCCCUGUUGCCGAUGCCGCCGCAAUCGCCCCUGUUGCCGAUCAGUGUUUGGACGGUGUUGCCGCUUCGUGGCGCGACGAGGAGAUGAACAUGUACGACGACCUGCCGGUCAACAUCAGGGAGCUGUUGGAAUCCCCGGUGCCCCCUGAGAUCGUCAGCUACGGCAACGUGCAGGAUAAAUUGAAGGACGGUACGAAACGGAACUUUAUCUCGUGCAACCUGACGUCCUCGAUCUGGUCGGACAAACGGCAAGCGGACGACGACGCAUCGUUCGACAACGAUUUCAACUCGUCGCGCGACAUCGACCGACGCCUCGGCGCCAUCGCGAUCGACGCCGGGCCGGGCCGAGGCGACUCGAUCUGGGCCGAACACGAGCCGCCGGCUUCGCUGCAAAACGAGGCCAACGCAAGCUUCGAGCGCUCGGCUGCUUUCGGCGGCUCGUCGGCCCCUUGGGGCGCCGACGUCGACUUGGAGGAGGAGUGCUUCGAGAACGAGCACCUGUUGAACAGAGUGGCAGUGAGCUUGAUGAAAAUAAACCACAACAAGGACAAAAGCUGCUUCGCCGAAAUAGUGCCCACAAAUAACAAAUUUAACUCCGAACGUCCUUCUUUCGACCCUUUCGGAUACAAAGGUAUAAUUGGCCAUUUUAAUGGUGCUUUUGAAAAGGAAUGCGACCUGCUUACGUCCGAAAAAAGCCACUUUCGACCCAUAAGCGAUAAUUCCAGUGCGGUCAAGACGGAAAGUAUCUACGUGGACGGGUCCACUUUCAUCAUCUCCAACAAUCUAGACAAGGUGAAUUAUGUGAGAAGCGAUAGCGGCUCUAUGUACUUGGAAACUGAGCAGGGUAACAGCAAAAAGUACUGCAAAUAUUACCUGGAAGAAAACUCGGAUUCUCACUCGGAGGAAUCAAACGAAGAUUUCGUGCUUAAAUUCAGCAUCUGCCAAAACGAUAAGGCCUGUCAAACUGACGACGAGUUUUCGUCUUGCGCGGCCAGCGGUCCCGAGAGCAUUGAUUCCGCGCUUUACAUGGAAGAACCCUUUGAACAAGAAGUUAUCCCAACUGCUUGCCCCAUUUCUUCGCCCGAAGAAGACGAUUUGAAACUGUGCACUUGUCCCCACCAAUCGGAGCACAAAACCGCAAUGAACACGGACUAUUCUGGGACCGGCGCAUGCGCCGUCCACCCCUUUAAUAAUAAUAAUAAUAAUUACAAUAUCAAUGGAAGGCCGGAAAGCAUGAUGUCCGAAAUAUUGUGGCGCUACGAGAGCAGAGGCUGCGAAGCCUGCAGUAACAACAAUAUGCUUGCUUGGAACACGGAUUGGCCCAGAAGUGCUCAGACGAAAGCGUCGGAUUGGGGCGGGCUGAGCAUGCGCAACAUCUGGAGCGGCGGCGACGUGUGCCAGGCCUGUCUCGGGCAGACGGCCUGCGACGGCGGGCAGCCGCCGUCGCGAGCCGCGCCGCCGCCCGACGAGCUGCGCUCGCAGCUGCGUUCGCAGCUGCGCGAGGACAUCUCCAACGACGGCGAUCAGCUGCUCUCGGACCUCAGCAGCGCGCAAAGGUGCUAUCGCGACGAUCUGCCGGCCGCCAACGAGAUCGCCUGCGACGUUGCCACGUUUCUUGUCCCCAAGGAACGCAAGCGCCGCCACUCUUACAUAAGCGAUCACGUACCGGACCCUCACGCAAAUAGCCGCAGCUCCUGGAGCUUUGCCUCGCGUCUCGAGGAAGACUGCCUCAUCCAAAUGUCCACCAUGCCGUCUCUUCGUUCGGUCACCCUCUAAAAAAAUAAAAAAAACCGCCCCCAUUAUCGAUUCACCCGAAAAAAAAAUAACGGCGAUAGGAGAGCGUCGCUUAGUGUGCCAGCACACUAACGCAAGACAACUGCCAUAUUUAUUUCAGCGCAGACUCGAAACGGAAGCGGUACGCCCCCCGUUUGCGACGCCCUUGUCCUUCGACCGUUGGACGCUGCUUUUGUCGUAUUCGGCCUCCAAAAGGACUGACACCAUAGACAAAAACAGAAUAUAUUACGUCUCUUUAUUUUGCCAAAAAAUCAUUUUUUAAAAUCAAUUUAUAAGUUUAAAAUGCAUUUUUGUGGGAAGAUUUUCACAAAAACGCAUUUUGAACUAUAAAACCGAUUUUAUGAAAUAAUUUGUCCAAAUUUCAACUUUUGGACUUGUACUGUUUAAAUCUCACCGAUUUAUUUAUUUUCCCAGUAAGUAAAGGCAGCUUUACAAUCAUUUAUAUUUUAUUAUUAUUGAAUAAGUAAAUACGCAGAUUAAAAAGUUAACAGAAAUACAAAAUUUACUAACUAACAGUUCACUUCUGUACUAAACUAUUAUUUCCAAUCAAUUUUGCAAAAAUUACCAUUAUUUUGUAAUAAAAAUAAUUUAUUAAGUAUAAUCUUAAAUAAAUAUUUUAUAAAAUUAUUUAGAUUAAAUUGGCUAAGUUUUUUGGUAUUUAAAAAUAGUUUCAAGACCUUUAAAAUCAAAAUAUUUU
Brassicogethes aeneus is the source of this 3503-nucleotide messenger RNA. The record is from the annotation of a GenBank genome assembly. Lineage: Eukaryota; Metazoa; Arthropoda; Insecta; Coleoptera; Nitidulidae.